Molecule: messenger RNA, 6088 nt
Organism: Eleginops maclovinus (Patagonian blennie)
Lineage: Eukaryota; Metazoa; Chordata; Actinopteri; Perciformes; Eleginopidae
Product: LIM and calponin homology domains-containing protein 1-like
Biological process (GO): positive regulation of stress fiber assembly; regulation of focal adhesion assembly
Cellular component (GO): stress fiber
Molecular function (GO): myosin II head/neck binding
Source: RefSeq, a predicted model, not a curated record
UCCACCAGGAGCGACACUGGAGAGCAGCAACUGGUUCGCUCGCCUCGCCGGUGCUGCUGCUGCUGCUGCUGCUGCAACACCUACAACAGACAGGAGAACCGGCUGACCAACCCAAUUCAAGUCUGGUGGAAUAACGCUGCAUUGAGCUGCCUUCAAACAUUUGUAAAGGCUUUACUCUGUACUUUGAGAGAAGAGCUUCCUCGCCAAUGGCAAGUCCGGUUGCAGACAUAGGACAGUCUCAUCAGCAUCACCCUGUGAGCGAGGCGGCCGCAGACUCCGCGUUUCAGGAGGCGCAGACAUGGAUAGAGGCUGUGACAGGAAGAUGUUUUGGUGACAAGGACUUCAGAGGCGGUUUGGAGAAUGGGAUACUGCUGUGCGAGUUGCUGAGCUCCAUUAAACCCAGCCUGGUAAAGAAAAUUAACAGACUUCCUACACCCAUCGCUGGCCUGGACAACCUGAGUGGGUUUCUUCGAGGCUGUGAGGAGCUGGGACUGAAAGGCUCCCAGCUGUUUGACCCUGGAGACCUGCAGGACACGUCCACACGCCCCACUGCCAAGGGAAGUGACUGCGGCCGAAAACUCAAGAAUGUUCUGAUCACCAUCUACUGGUUGGGUCGUGCUGCCAACGGCUGUACCUCCUACAACGGUCCCACGCUGGACCUGAAAGAGUUUGACGGCCUGCUGUCACAGAUGAGAAAGGAGGCGGAGGAGGCAGAGAGCCCGAUCCGCAGCAUCCGGGACAGCGGCUACAUCGACUGCUGGGACUCUGAGCGCAGCGACUCCCUCUCCCCGCCGCGCCACGGCCGCGAGGACUCCUUCGACAGUCUGGACUCCUUCGGCUCACGCUCACGACAAACCCCGUCGCCGGACGUCCUGGUCCCCCGCGGCAGCAGCGAUGGCCGCGGCAGUGACUCAGAGUCCGACGGCCCUCCCCACAGGAAGAUUCCAGACGUGCGCAAGGACGACAUGUCGACGCGGCGGACGUCCGUCAGCGAGCCGCGCACUGCCAUGCCCUUCAACCAGUACCUGCCCAACAAGAGCAACCAGAGCGGAUACGUGCCCACGCCUCUCCGCAAGAAGAAGAACGACAAAGAGGAGGGGGCGCGCAAGAGCUGGAGUACUGCCACCUCACCUGUAGGGGGAGACAGGCCGUUCAGUCCAAAUGAAGCCCCUAGUUUAGAGGAUAGACCCGGAGAGUCCCCCUGCCCGACCCUGGACCCCCAGAUACAUAUUCAGAAGGCCAAGCAGACUGAAAAGGACGAGGAUGAAGGGGAGCAGACUGCUUCCACUCCUCGUGUUCAGAUCCAUGUGAGGAGGAGCAGUGAGCCUCUGCCCUAUAGCCUCCCCCCGCCCCGAGCAGAGCCUCGCAGGGACACUGGGCCUCACCUGAUGGUCUCCUCUGAGCAAAGUACUCCAGCUCGCUCGUGCUCUGAGGAGUUCUUCCACCAUUCGACAACUCUGGCAGCCAAAUCUGCUGCAGCGAGCCCCGCCAUCGCCACCGGGAAACAUCCACCUGUGACCGAGCCGGAGGAAGCGGCUGUGAGGAAGGGAGCCACUGGUGUCCCGUUGGCCGCAGAUGCAGAGCGGGAUCAGGGCCAGAAACAGGCCGGCCAAUCGCUGAACUCUCCCAAAAACAUCAACACCGCCAAUCCCCCGCACUUCCUUCCUGUGCCCGCUGCCGUGGCAACUGCAACAACCGAUACAGGCCGGCGGAAGGAAAGGGCGCUGAGCGAGAGUGGCGACCCAAAAGAAGGAAGCACUUGGUCGGAGAGCGAUCUUCCUGCAACAUUCAGCCGCACACACAGUGUGUCAGAGGACCCACAGAGUGUGAGUAUGAUCGACAUGCGAGGUGAGGAGGAGGCCAUGUUGCAGCCACACAGUCAGGUGCGCCAUGAACUGAUGCACAACCAGUACAACCAGAUGAAGGAAGAGGAUGACCACUGGCAGGAUGACCUGGCCCGAUGGAAAAAUCGGAGGAGGAGUAUUUCCCAGGACCUGAUCAAGAAGGAGGAGGAGAGGAAGAUGAUGGAGCGGUUGCUGUCAGGAGAAAUCUGUACCUCCCAUAGGAGGAAAAGCAUCAAGACCUACAGAGAGAUAGUGGAGGACAAGGAGCGCCGUGAGCUUGAGCUGCGGGAAGCGUACCGGAGAGCCAGAACUCCAGAAGAGGCGUCGGCCGUCCUCCAACACUACGCCCAGCGCUUCUCCAUCAGUGAAUCAGUCAUGGAGCGCCUACAGUUGCCAAAGAUCCUGGACCGCAGCAUAUCUGCCGAUCCCUCUUACCCCAACUCAUCCUUCCCCAUCUCAGUCUCCCCAACGACCCCAGACCCCUUUGACGUUGACCCAAACGGGCCCCUGAGGUAUCUACGGCAGCAGUCGGCCCCGGCUCCAAAGUUCACGUCUACACUGGAGGCGCGAGUGGAGGAGUUUCCCAAAGACCCCUCGCACCAGCGGCCUCAGAUUCGCUCUCGCUCCUCUGAGCCGCCGUCCAACAGAAACCUGUCGCCCAAACCGGUGCCUUUGCUGACACCCAAGCCUUACUUCCAGCCCAGACCCUUAGCGGGGGAACCAUGGCCCAGCAAGGCUGAUGGUUUGCUCCGGGUUAACGGCGACAUAGCAAGUGACCAAGUUUUCCCCACGCCUGAGAGGCAGGGAAGGGAAUCUCCUCCUCAGUUCCAGGCCUCCCCUUCGAUAACCAGCAGCAGCACUGUAGAUGUUCCCUCGUCAGCAGCCUCACCUACCCGGGGAGAAAACCUUGUUGCAACAAAAGCCAGGGAGGAACAAAGGGGCUCAGAACCGGCUUCUAAGGAUGCACAAGAAGAGAGAAUCAUUGAGAAUUCGACACAACCAAGCCGGCCCACCUCGCUCCCAACGCAGCUGCAGAAGCCAGAAGGAAGCAUUGAGAAGACAGGAAGUCAGGAAGUAGCUGCUGCAGAGGAGGAGAACUCAAACACUGCAGCUCAACAAGCACCUCCUGCAGAAGCCAAACAAGAACAACAAACUGAACCAUCUGGCCAAAUCAUCUCUAACCUCGUCCCGACCGGGAUCAGCACACAGCAAAGUCAGCCAACUACUUCACAGACAACUGUGCCAUGUUCCCAGGAGGCGUCCCAGAGGAGAGGGAACGUGCCGAGCUUAGCUUCACCUGAAUCAUUUGAAUACCACCCGCCGAGGGAAACGGCCGCAGAGAUUGCAAACAGUGUCAGGUCUUCGCUGACAACCAGCAACCCUAAGUUACGCUGGGACUUCUUCGUUCCGCCAGAUGACAUGGAGAAGGAUCUGCGUGGAAACGUGUCAGUCCCGGGGUUGCCCCAGGCCAGGCGGGGGGACCGCUGGUCUUGGGACCCGGAUGAGGAGCGAAAGCGUCAGGAAAGGUGGCAGCAAGAGCAGGAGCGCAUGCUGCAGGAAAAGUACCGGCGCGAGCAGGAGAAGCUGAAGGAGGAGUGGGAGAAAGCACAGAGGGAGGUGGCAGAGGAGGGGAGGAAGUACCACGAGGAGGAGCGUAGGAUACUGGAGGAGACAGUGGCGCCUCUGACUCCCCGCUCCUCGACCCUGACCUCCCCAACGCGGGAGGUCUGUUCCACCUCGGAGCCUCAGGACACCAUCGUCCGCUCACUGGCCGACUGGGAGCGCAAACAAGAACUGCUGGACAGCCAGUUGAGGGGGAGCACUGAAAGUGUGGAAUGGAAACGGAGAGAAAACGACAGAACCAGUGACAUCAGCACUGCGGACGACAGCAUGAAAACAGGCAGGAGCCUGGUGAGUCAGAGCAGCAGUCAGGCAGACACCCUCGGUCACAGUCUGCAGAACGGCCAAAAACUUCCUGCGAUGACGACCAAAACCUCGGCUCCGGUGAGGAAACCAGAAGAGAGUCCGUCCGACAGCAACAAGCUCAGCAAGCCUGCAGGAGACAGGAGGAGUGCUCCCAUUGAUAAUCACAUGUGCCGCAGCUCAUCAAAACCCCCCGCAGCAUGCUCGCCACCUCCAGACACUCUGCCUCCAGCGCCCAACAGGUCGGUCAGUGGGAAGAAGCUGUGCUCCAGCUGUGGGCAGCCUUUAGGGAAGGGGGCGGCCAUGAUCAUAGAGACCCUCAGUCUGUACUUCCACAUCCAGUGCUUUAAGUGCGGGGUGUGUAAGGGACAGUUAGGCGACACGACCACGGGGACGGACGUCCGGAUCAAAAACGGCCUCCUCAACUGCCACCAGUGCUACAUCCGCUCCCGCUCGGCCGGACAGCCCACCACGUUGUGACUCUCAACAGAACAACACACACGGUUCAUGGAAGACACCCCAUCUCUGUUUUAAAACCAAUUAUCUACAAAUCAUGUCCUUCACAGCGUGUCGGGAUCUCUGCAUCCUCUGCAGCUCAAUAACCAACCAAGACUCAUCUGUGAGGGGGCAAACGGGGGAUCUGGGGGCAGUCUAACGUCUGAAAAAUAUAUAUAUAUCUUCUUCGUGUUUGUCAUCUGAUAUGUGAGUGGAAACAGGAUUUGAUUGGUCCGCGCACCACCACAGACUCUGUUUCAUCAUGCAGCAAGAAAAGAGACUGGGGCGGCGGCCAUGUUGGAAACACAAUGAGAUAAACAGAGGCUUCGAUCACAGGUAGGCUAUAAGGUCUACAGUGAACACGCAAUAAGAAACCAUGGUGUUCAAGUCUUUUCUUACCAAUCAUAAUCAUUUUUCCUAGCUGGAAAAAACAUUCAAUUCCAUAUGAUGGAAAUGCAGUAUAUCACAUAUUACUUAAACACACUUUAUUAUUUAGGAAUUCAUCAUUUGGAUAAAAACUCCCUUAAUUGGAAAGAAAACUGAAUAUGUGAUCAGGCAGCUUAGAUUGGAUUCUUUAUCACCAGACUGGAUCUGAAAUAUAUCACACCUUUUGUACUUGAGUACAGACACAUGUAGACAGUGCAGUAAUGGUCACUAUAAACACAUAUACCAUAUUGUCUGUUUCUUGACCCUCACAGUGACCUCUAAUGUCUCUGUUCUGCUCCUGAGUAAAUUAGCCUCUGAUAUAAACGCAUAUAAUGGACGUAGUUGCAUCUGUAGGGCAAUAACCGACCCGUGGGCUGUCUCUGUGCUUCUGGGUCAUAGCAGGUUGCUCCUCGGAAAGUCAGGACUUCAAUGUGCCUUAGGAAAGCAAGGUGAUGCAGGAGGGACAACACCAGCUGUAUGGUGUUUUAUUCCUCCCUGGUUUUCUUUUUUUUUUCGGUGUAGGGAGGGUUUUUGGCCAAAUUUGAACCCUUAAAUUGCAGACAGACGUGCUGCAGCCCUCCAGACAUCGUGCUUUACUUCAGUUGGUAAUAACUGCUUAUUUUACAUCAAAAACACCUUUAAUUUCAUAUUCCACCGCUCUGAUUCCUCAGUGAGUUGCAGUGCAAAGGAAUACAUUUGUUGUCUAUUUGGAAAUAUACAUACUGCAGGAGAGACUAUUGAUUUUGAAUGUUGUUUUAUUCUAGAGAGAGAGAUAGACUUCUGUAUGAUAUUGAGGUAAUUUUGAUAAUUGCUCAGUGGUAGGAUUCAUUUUAUUAAAAUUGCAGACACACAAGAAUCAGCAGUACAUGUUGCAUCUUUAGAGGUGAUAUGAACACAAACCAGCACCUGUGCAAUAUUUGGUUGGAUAAAAACUAAAGAUCUGUGCUGCCAGCUGGACAUUUUAAGUCAAUUGCUUCUUUCUUUUUUGGACUUGUAUGAGAGGAGCUCGGUUAAAUAUUAUGGAUGUAAAAAUAAAUGCACGUUUUAAGCCGAAAACCAAAUGAUUUGCUGUAUGAAAGCAAACUGAAGUGCGUCCUAUAGCCUCGCUUCUCCUCCGGGUUCCUCUCUCUGAUCUGCAGUAUUUUAAGCUUCUGUUCCGGUUUGUAUUUUAUUUUUUAUUCUCAUUUAGUUAACGAAAACAUCUGAGUCUCUUAUAGCGGGAUCUUUGAGACGGAGCUCAUUCAGACAGGAUAGUGUGGGAAUGAAAACCUUUACGUCUGUUCUGUAUUUAUUGUAAUAUUCACCUGAACACUAUCUGAAAUAUAGAUCCAUUUGAUGUUUAAAUGCAAUGGCAUUUAUAGCAUAAUGUAUGUUUAUAAAUAAAAUGUUAUAAAUUAAAA